Symbiodinium natans is the source of this 468-nucleotide messenger RNA. The record is from the annotation of a GenBank genome assembly. Lineage: Eukaryota; Dinophyceae; Suessiales; Symbiodiniaceae.
AUGUGGCGCAGCGCUGGGUCGUUGACGCUCAAUGAUCGCUCUGAGGAUCGCGAGGAGGCCCACGCUCCGGAGGACCCCCAAGACCCCUUCGGGCUUGGCGCAAUGUACGAUGAGCUGGAGCGCGAGCUCGGGACCAGCAAGGAUGAUGAUUCCGUGCUCAUUCCGGAUAUGUACGGGCACCUUGUGGAAUUCCACCGCGAGGAGCUGGGCGAAAAGCGCUUCCAGGUGGAGAAGCAAAAAGAGGCUGGCCGCAUCGCCAAGGCCAAGGCGAAGCAGGCCGCCGCCAGACAGCGUCAAGGCGGGGCAGGGCCCGACCUUGAGAAGGCCCUUCUGCAGGCGUCGCCUGCGGAGCCCCCGCAGCUGCCAGAGGCAUCCGAGAGCUACUUGCAGGUGCUCUUUGGCUGUGACAUCUUUCGAGACCUACCCUGCUGCUGUGGAGCACGGCUUCGAGACACAGGUGGUAAAUGA